GCGUCCAGUCAAAGUCAUUUUCCUUCUCAUGAUACCAUCAAUUUAGUUUUAGAAGCAAAAAUAAAAAUUUAUGAAUUAGUUCAUGUUGUGUUCUAAAAAUCUUUGAAUGUUCCAUUUUUGCAUUGAUCCCACUCAUUAUAUAAAUGCAUUACAUUUAUAAGUAAUUUUCCCGUUGAAAGAGGUUUUUACGUAAGUUUUCCAUUCGAGGGAACACCUUCAAUUUUUCCGUAUAAUUUCUUUAGUGUACAAAAUGGGAGACACAAUGUGAAUCAAUAAAAUAUUUUUUUAAAGAUAAUGCUAGGAAUUCUUCUAUGCUACACUUAAAAAAUUCAACAAGAUGAAGAAUAUUCGUGAUCACAUUUAAAUGAAUUUUAAGUAAAUUUAUUUUAAGAAAGAAAAAGGAAGAAGAAAUAUAAUUUUCAACGGAAACGAAUUGAAACAGAAAGCAGAGAUAGUGCAUUUUCUUGAAAUAAUUGCUAUGGAUUUAUCAUCUUUUACCUUUGGUCUUUUGCUAUGUCUUAUCGCAGCUUUUAUUCACACAGUUAGUGGCAUUGAUUGCUUCAAAUGCGUGUCCUUUAAUGGCGCCAACAAAGGAUGCGAUGAUCCUUUUCACAACAAUUUUUCAACAGCCGUCCUGGAGUCACCAUGCAUGGGAGGAAGGAAAGGACGUGAUGGCUUAUUUCCUGCUACAUCAUGCAUUAAGAUAGCUGGGUACUAUGACGAUACCGGGGAGACGAUAACAGUUCGUGGUUGUGCAUUAGACAGUGGAACCCUAACAACAGACACAGAAAUAAUUCGAAUGUCCCACUGUGGCAGAUUUUACUACGACAAUAGGUACGUUCAUGGCUGCCUCCAGAGCUGCAAUGAUGCUGAUGCUUGCAAUGCAGCACCACCUCAUCUCGCUAUUUUCGUCAAUCACGUCACAUUGGCAUUCGUUGCGUUAGUUCAUCUUCUGCUAUUAGCUACAAGAUAACACAAUCACGAUGCAAAUUUUAUUCAAUACGUAAUUUAAGUAACUCGUAAGAGUUAAAUUUUUCUGGGUGUAGAAAAUCGCGGGUUAGGACGAAGAUAAAAACCUUAAAGAAAAACUGUUCAACCCAAAGAAUCUUCCCGAAAAAAAAAAUCCGACCGAAACUCUCAGUUAAAUUCUGGCUUCAAUAGAAUACAAACUAUCCUCAUAUUUAGCUGUAUUUCGCACCCCAAUAUCUGACUUAAAUACUAACUUUGAACGCGAUCUCCUAAGUUUAAAUUUAAGUUUGAACAGAUUAACGGAGUUCUUCCGAUAUAGAAUCACGUGCUAAAAGGACCUAAAGUAGUGAAAUCAAGAUCUAAUUUGAUGAAAGCAGAAAAAAGGCAUUAAAUAUUCAUUUUAUGAAUUUUUAUUGGGAUAAAAUUUAAAGUAAAACAAUAAAAUUUGUGACUAUUUUAAAAAUAUAUUUUACAGUAGAUCCGCAAUUGAUAACACUGAGGCACGAGAAUGCAUCCUCAUUCAUAGACAAUGAAGCACCUACAAUUUUCUUGAAUGCUUACACUAUUUUUGUUUUAAAAUACUCUGCUCCAACAUUUUUCUUAAAAUCUAUACUGAAAUUGCGUAGAAUUGUAAGAGAAUUUUGUAAGAGGAAAGAUUGAGAUAAUCGUUAAGCUUUUUUUCCAAUUUACUCUUACUUAAUACGUUUUAUUACAUUUUUAAGUAAAUUCCCCAAAUGUUUUACAUAACUAUUGCAGCCUACCUAGCACAAAUUAUAUAUAAUAAUCAUGAAAAGAAUCCAUCAAGAAAUUUUACACCAUAGAAAUUAGAUUCUUCGCUUAGCGCAGCAGUGUUUAUAUUAAAGAACAACCUAAUAUUAUACUAAAAAAAA
Molecule: messenger RNA, 1859 nt
Organism: Lutzomyia longipalpis
Lineage: Eukaryota; Metazoa; Arthropoda; Insecta; Diptera; Psychodidae
Exons: 5
Coding region: 479-973 (164 amino acids)
Biological process (GO): sleep; regulation of synaptic transmission, cholinergic; positive regulation of voltage-gated potassium channel activity
Source: RefSeq, a predicted model, not a curated record